This is a messenger RNA of Aspergillus campestris IBT 28561, 1736 nucleotides long. Its product is annotated as elongation of very long chain fatty acids protein. Bases 281 to 1330 code for a protein of 349 amino acids. The record is from RefSeq and is a predicted model, not a curated record. The transcript has 3 exons. NCBI's taxonomy places the organism in Eukaryota, Fungi, Ascomycota, Eurotiomycetes, Eurotiales, Aspergillaceae. Gene Ontology annotation, biological process: sphingolipid biosynthetic process; very long-chain fatty acid biosynthetic process; fatty acid elongation, polyunsaturated fatty acid. Gene Ontology annotation, cellular component: endoplasmic reticulum membrane. Gene Ontology annotation, molecular function: fatty acid elongase activity.
CUUUCUCCCUUCUGUCCUUUUCCCACGUCUCUCUCUCUCUCCACUGUCCGCAGUUUCCUUUCCCUUUUCUCUCCCUUUCCUUUCUCCUUCUCUUUCUUUUCCUUUCAUUCUCUUUCGCCUUUUCUUUUUUUUCCUUUGGGCUCUCUUCUCCGCGACACUCGUUCUCCCUUGCGACCCGCGAUCAGAAAAAGUCUCCCCCUCACCGGUCAACUGCACCAACAUCGCUCGUUCGUGAAGCGUUGUAUAUUGGGUCGAAGUGAUUUUGGGUUGGCGAUUCGUCAUGGAUUUGGAAUUCCUCAAGAAUGUGCCGCGGCCGACAAUUGAUCGGCCGUUUGGCAUCCACCUAUGGCCUAUCUUCGACAAGGCGUUCGAGAUGGUCGUCGGCUAUCCCGCCAGCGAGUUCGACUUCAAGGCCGGCGUGACUCCCAUGUCGACUAUCAAGGAGACGGUGAUCGGACUGGUGGCCUACUAUGUCAUCAUCUUCGGUGGUCGCGCGCUCAUGAAGAACCGCGAGCCCUUCAAGCUGAACUUGCUGUUCAUGAUCCACAACUUCUACCUGACCGCCAUCAGCGCCACGCUUCUGGUUCUGUUCAUCGAGCAGUUGGUGCCCACCAUCUGGAACCAUGGGAUCUUCUUCGCCAUCUGUGACCACAACGGUGGUUGGACUCAGCCCCUGAUCGUUCUCUACUAUCUGAACUACCUGACCAAAUACCUCGAACUGCUUGAUACCGUCUUCCUGUUCCUCAAGAAGAAGCCCUUGACCUUCCUCCACACCUACCACCACGGUGCCACCGCCCUCCUGUGCUAUACCCAGCUGAUCGGCUUGACCGCGGUGCAGUGGGUGGUGAUCGACAUCAACCUGCUGGUCCACGUCGUCAUGUACUGGUACUACUUCCAGAGUGCCCGCGGCAUCCGUAUCACCUGGAAGGAAUGGAUCACCCGUCUCCAGAUCAUCCAGUUCGUCAUCGAUCUCGGCUUCGUGUACUUUGCGUCCUACACCUACUUCACCUCGUCCUACUUCCCCGAGCUGCCCAACAUGGGUGUUUGCGCCGGAGAGGAGUUCGCCGCGUUCGCCGGCAUGGGCAUCCUUAGCUCCUACCUCUUCCUGUUCAUCUCGUUCUACAUCGCCACCUACAACAAGACCAAGUCCAAGGCUGGCCGUCCCCGUCGCAACACUGGCCGCCAGGCUGUCAUCGACAUGGCCAAGUUCGAGGUCGCCCCGGCUCCCGGCGCGCAGGCUGCUUCCGCCAACGGCACUGUCCCGUCCAACGGAUCCGCCGUGUCGACCGGACGGUCCAACGGGCCCGUCACUCGCUCGCGCAAGGCUUAAAUGCUGUGCGCGUGGCCUACCAACGGAUGAACCUCGCGAGAGGGCCAUCCGACCGAUCUGCAGCAGCAGUUCAACCACCUUCCCUAUUCCACACAUUCCGUUCGACCACCGGCGUUUGGCUUUGUCCCGGGUGUGAUGAACCAUUAGACAAUCCUUUUGCAUCUGGCCAUUUUGGGUUCAAGUAUUAUAUUAUCAUUUAAUGAAUGACCAUUAUGAUACUGGUCGCGUUCGUGGCCAGCCGAUGCAUGCCGUCCGCAUACGAGGGCUCUACGGGAGAUUUGCUUCUGAGGCGUUCUCGCCUCCAGUGUAUUCUAGAUUUGGUUUUCCCCGAGUAUGCGGCGGCGGCUGCGGGCUUUUCCUUCUUGUUUCCUUUUACUAUUCUUUUUUUUUUUUUUUUUUCCCCCCC